UUUGUAUAUAUACUGAUAAAACUUUAAUAAAUAUAUUUUAUGCAAAAAUUUAUUUCCAUUUAUUUGUUUAAAAGUUGGCUAAGUAGAACAAGUCACGAUGUUAAAAUGACAAAAAUGAAUGGUAAUCAAUCAAAAAAUGAUUUUUAGUAAUCAUUCUGAAAUCAUCUUGACGUCAUUUUGAUGAUUUUAUUUUGCUUGGAUAUUUAACUGAAACUAUUGUAAAAUAGAGUUGCAUUUCAGCUGAAUAGAUUCAAUUUUUUCUUUGUAGUUAAUUUCAGAGCUAAAAUCUGGAUACUUACAAUCAAAAUUUGUUGUCAUUAAUUCGAAAAAAAGAAUAAUUAUAAAAAGUUUGCAAUUUUUUAAUUUCUAUUAUAAUAUAAUUAAUUGAUAUUGCAGAGCCAAAACAAUUCUAGAAUAUAUUUCUAAACAUAAAUAUAUAGACUUAAAUAAUUAUAGGCAUUUUUAUUCCUAUAUAUCGAUAUAUGUAUACCUACCGCAGAUAUACCUACUAACCUACUGUUUUAUCAAAUUGUUUUCGCCAAUUGUUGCAAGAGGCCAUCGCAAUCGCUUGUAAGGCGCGCGCUCUGACGUCGCAGACAGUGUAUUAAAUUCAAAUUGUACGCACGAAGCUACCCGUGACCGUUAAAAGUCCAGUGACGACGCGAAGAAAUGUAAACUCGGUAAACUCUGCCAGUGGUAGAUGAGCGUAGCUGUCAUGAUUAACGCGUGUGAGCGAUUCGGAAAUAACAGUAAAGCAAGGAGAAACCGAAGUGAUAUUCGUUCGUGAUCCUUACUGCAAUUACUGAAAAUUAGGAUUCUCUAAAAGCACAACAGUUUCUUCUGCAAACGUGAACGUUCCUGUCUCCGUAUAAAGGACGUAACCCUUCUGGAUCUGAUUCUAUUUGAUUCGAUCUGUCUGUCACGACGCGGGGAUGAAGAAGAAUGUCUUGAAACAUUAAUCUCAAAAAAGCUUCUGAAAUCUCACUUCAGGUAAAUGCCAACUGUUGCUGUUAAAGAGAUUUAGCUAAACGAGAAGAAUCAUGGAAUUGGAAAGCAAUGAAAGAUCACGAUACGAACGAUACAAGAAGGCAUCGGAGAUCUGCGAGAAGUCUCGCGGAAAGCCCAAGUAUUUCUGCGAUCCGGACGAGAGAUCACGGAAGCUGGAUGCAAGCGUCAAACAAAGGGAUAAGUUGGCGCAGGAAUUAGUGGCUGUGAGAUCAGAUUUGGCUGGCAUUAGAAGAAGUUUGGCUGAAGCUGCAGAAACUGAAGCUGCAUCAGGAUCAGGAGCUGCAGGAGAAUCUCCAUAUUUUGAAUAUAAGUUUCCUAAGCAUAUGCAGUCGGAGAAGUUUUUCAAGGAGAAGAUGGAGCUGGAAUCAAAGUUGGAUGAGAAAAAGAAGGAAGUGCAAGAAAAACAAAAGAAGAUACUUGAAUUACAAGAUAAGGUCAGGGGGUUCUCUCAGAUGGAAUCUCGGGUAGAGGAAAAAACACGUAGACUGGAAACUUCCAACAAGGAGAGGGACAUGCUCGAGAAAGAACUGAUAGCCACGAGAUCUGAAUUGGCAGGCAUUAAAAGGACAUUAGAACUGGAGCGACAAGAGAGGAGAGAUUUAGAAACUCGUGCGCUUGGAUUAAUAAGAGAUGCUAAACGCAAAUGGGAGAUUGCAGAGAAAGAGAAAAUUGCACAAUUAAAUAAGCACAUUGAAGCACAAACAACAAAGAUUACAGAACUAUGUACAAGUAAUAAUGAAAUGAGUUCACGUCUGCAGAGAACAGAAUGCGAACUGCAAACUGCAAAUGCAGAAUUGGACAAAUUGCGCGUAUUUCAAACACAAUACAAGGAAUCCUUGGCAAAGACACGUGAAUUAAGCAGGCAAAGUUUUCAAGGUGUAGAAAUUAAGUUAGAGGAGAUGGCCACACGUGCUCACACUCAAUUGGCUGAUUUACGAGCAAAAUUGGACUUUGAAACAGCAAAGAAUACAGAUCUCGAAACUAGGCUACGAAAUGAACAGGAUUCGAAUCAUUGUCGUGAGUCAAGAUUAAAUGUUGCUUUAGAACUUGCUCAAAACGAAUUGCGAGACUGUCAGGAACAAUUACGCGCUAUACAAGCUACGUUACCAGUAAGGGAUACCGAAAUCGAAACUUUACGUAAACAACUACAAGAAAGAGCAAGACAGAUAGACGAUCUAAAAGUUUCAGAGCAAUUGCUUACAACGAUGCAAGAGCAAUUGGAUAGAAUGAAUCUUGAAAAUGAACAGUUAAAGCAACAAUUGCAAGUCACCAAAUCCGAUUUAAACGAAACCAUGAUGAAUUUGGAGCAAAGCGAGGCGCUUGCUGUUAAUUUAGAGCAAGCGGCACAGGAUAAAGCAACUUUACAGAAGAGAUUACAGGAUUCUUUGGAAAAGGAAGAGGAGCAAAUGCGUAAAGUUUGCAAUUUAGAAGAAUUGUUAAAACGUUUGGAAUAUAGUGUUACAAAAUUGGAAGCAGAGAAUGCUUCUCUUAAACAAUUGGAUGAGGUACCAGCUGCAGCUCGCACACCAAUUAUUGAAGCCACCGGUACAAAAGUAUUUCAUGAACAAAAAGAAGUAGAAAAACUAAAGCAGCAACUUCAAACGUUAAAAGAAGAAAUAAAAGCCGAAAAACAAACAGCGAAGCAAGCCGAGUUGGCUUUAUGGAAAAAAGAGAAAGAGUUAAAAGAUGCUGAUUUAGAUAAACGUAUAGCUGUGAGAGAAGCUAAGCGAGCUGAGGAUAAAAUAAAAACGCUACAAGAAGAAAAACAAAAGUUACAAGAGAAAUUAAGCGGUAAAGCAAAAGAGGAAGAAGAAAAUUCUAAAAAAUUAUUGAAAGAAUUAAAUAUCGCGAAGACAUCAUUGAAUGAUAUUACAAAAGAGGCAUCUAGGAAUAAGAUGCAAGCUGACUCAGCACAAAGGGCUUUAACUCAAGCUAAUCGUCAGAUUGAGGAACUACAAUCUUCUAGCGCAUCUUUACGUAGAGAAUUAGAUGCUGUUCGUAAGCAAAUGCGAUCGAAUCAAGAACGCAUUGAUUCUGUAAAUGCCGAGAAUAGGCGUUUGAUACAGACAGUAGCCAAGCAUAACGAAGAGAAAACUGAACUUGAGUCUAAAAUUGCAAAAUUAGAGCAAGAUAUCAAAGGCUACGAAUUAAAUAUUGAGUUACUGAAGGAGACUUGUACAGUCUUAGAGGAGCAAUUAACGGACUACGAAAGAUUAACAAGUGACCAUGAAACGCGCGAGAAUAUGCUGAUUCAGGAUAAAAUGAAGUUACAGAAAGAUUUGGAAGCUGCCGAGACAAAAGUGCGUGAAGCGCAUAUUGCACAAAACGAGGAGAAAACGCGAAGAAUAGUGGCUGAACGUAACGUCGAACAACUGGAAUCUGAAACGAGUGAUAUAGAAAGCGAAAGAAAUAGCCUUGUCAUUCAAAGAGAUCAGUAUAAGAAACUUGCUCAAGAUCUCGUUGUGCAAGUAGAAGAUUUGAGUACAAGGUGUGAUGAAAUGGAAUGCGACCUUUCUGAAAAAAAUCACGCUUUAGAAGCUGCUAAAGAAGAUUUGACAAACGUGAAAAAUGAAAGAAGCAAAUACUUAACGAAUAUGUACGAAUUAGAAAAGGCAAAUUCCGAGCUUGAGGCUAAGUUGCAGAGUAGUAUAGAUCAGGGUCAAGAACUGAGGUCAAGAAUAGUAGAGUUGCAAGACGUAUUAGAAGAAAUGAGACAAUUCUAUCAGGAAAGAGAGGUGAGGGCCGAAAGUACUCAGUCACAACAAAUGAAGUUGAUUGAACUCAUACACACGAAAUGGGAGGAAUCCAGAAAAAAGAAGAAGAGUAUGUGUGACAAGAUACUUGGCGUGAAGCAGAAAGAGAAUAUGCCGCCUGUGGGUAUGGGCAUGCCGGUAGGAUAUCGCGAGUUAGAGAAUCAACUUGCCAAAGAAAGAGCGAAGGUAAAGACAUUGACAGAUCAGUUGUUAAUUCUGAAAGCUAAGACUGCCUCUGCAUCUGCACCUGCAUCGCCGACGACGCCGGAACGCGAAGGCAAAAAGAUGAAGAAUAUCACAGAGACUAGUAGUUCGUUACUUAGACAAUUAUCUCCGCAGAGAAUAGGACAUAAUAUUCCACAUAGAUUCAAUGUCGAAUUGCCCAUGCGUGCUGGAAAGUGUGCAACGUGUUCAGAGGCUAUACAGUUUGGAAGACGCGCCGCGACCUGUAGCGAGUGUCAAAUUAUGACGCACUUGGAGAAAUGUGCACUGUCUGUACCUGUAAAUUGUGGUUUACCGAGUGAUUUUCUUACAUACUGUCAUAAAUCUUUCAGAGACAGCGAUGAUAGCUUAUCGUCAAUCGGAGACAGCGUCCAGACUUUGGCGAUAGAUCAGCCAGACAAACCAGAUAUGGAUUUACAAAGUGCUCCUUGUAAAGAGAAUGAAGUUUCUAUGGAAGGAUGGGUAAAAAUUCCUGGUAGAGCCAAAUCCUGCUGGGAGAGAAAGUAUUUGAAAUUGGAAGGAUCAUGUUUGUGUGUCUACGAACAUCAACCAUGCGCAGGGAUGGCACCGAUCAGUCGUUUAAAUUUAUUAGAGAACAGUGGCUUUAAUGUGUCUGAGACAGUACAGAAUCCUGAUGUAUUAGGAACAGCAAAAUCCGACAUUCCAUUUAUCUUUAGAAUAGAAUCAAAUUCUGUCACGACUUGUUGGCCUUCUUCUAGAAUAGACAUUAUGGCACUGAACCAGGCCGAUAAGAGGAACUGGCUUAAAACUUUAAAGGUCGUUACUGGUCAAAAUUCAUAUCUUAUACAGAAAUAUAACAAGUAUCAAACUGUACUUAGAUUAGAAAAACAUCAGUUGGAUUUGAACUGUGUUGUGGAUCUGGGUAUGGAAAAUGUACUUUUGCUAGGUGCGAAAGAAGGCCUGUUUUCAUAUUGCCCUUCUAAAUCUCGAACGCUCACUACAAUACGCGGUAUUAAGCAGAUACACCAGCUCUCUCUACAUUUUCACCUGGAUUUGGCUUUAAUGAUAGCCGGCGAAUACAGAGAAUUAGUAUACUGCAACUUGAGGCUACUGAAGAAUAAUGCAUUGGCCGCCGAUUGUUCUAGACCGGCAAUCAGUACAAAAAGUGUAUUACCUAUGUCUGAUAGUUGUCAUCUUUAUCAAUUGCAAGGCGAAAUACUAUGCGCCGCAAUUACAUCCCAUGUGAUAUUACUGAAAUGGAAAAUCGGGGAAGACUCCGGGGAAUUUGUUAAACUUCGUGAGUUCGAGACACAAGAGCCUUGUAGUUGUGCUAUAUUUACGUCGAAUCUACUUAUUGUAGGUUGUAAUAAAUUCUUACAGAUUGAUCUGCAAACUUACAUCGUAAACGAAUUUCCUGAUGAAGACAAUAGCUCGAUUAAAGCGGCAAUUUCGGGUGCAGCUAAGGUUGGUAUAUUUCCUGUGUGUGUACUGAACAUCUCCAAUACGCACGGUAUAACAGAACUUCUAUUGUGCUACAAUGAAUUUGGUGUAUUUGUGGACGAAAACGGUAGAAGGACUCGCGCUGUUGAUCCAGUGUGGAAUCAUUUACCAUUCGCUUUUGCAUUCUGUAAACCAUACUUAUUCAUUAUUCAUUUCUCAUCUGUGGAAAUUGUGAAACUCGACGCCGAAGCAUACACUUCUUCAGAAAGAAAUCCUGAACGUAACUUAAUCGAAUUAUCUAGUCCACGUUAUCUAGGCACAGCUAGUUCAAGAGGAAUUUACGUAACCACUAUUAAUUCUUAUCUCGAAUUACUGAAGAUAGAUGGUUUUGUCAGUAUGCCAACAUUGAACAAUAGUUUAACAAGUCUCGAUACACUAGGUCAAGAAGAUGAAAGUAGUUCAGAAUUUAGUUUUACAUCAAGCUUAAUGGAGGCUUUAGAUGGCCAGGGAAAAAAAGUACAUUUCGCUGGAGUGCACAAGUGUUAAAAAAAUUUUGUACAAAAUUUUGGAUAUUGAUUUAACUUUAAUAUUAAUUUUUUACUUAAAAACUAUAUUUAUUAUUAUAUGUAUUAUAUAUCACAUAUAUGAUAGUAGUUACAAAGAAAAAUGAUGUUUGUAAAACUAAUAAGUUUGAAGCGGAAUAAUAUUUAAUUUAUAAUUAGUUGCUAUACUUCUUUAAUAGAAUUUAAACGCUUCAUUAAAAUGAACACAUGCAUAUUUUUAAUGAAGAUCUCAGAUACUUGCCAUAUUAUUAACUCUCUGACCAUAAAGUUUUUUUUGUACGUUAUUCUAUAUCCUCAUAAAUUAAUUUAUUGUUUAUUAAUACAUAAAUAAAUUUGUUUAGAUAAUUAUUAAAUGUACUUAUUUAUUUAUUCAUAAAUGCGUUUACAAUAUUUAUAAUGAUAUAUAUUAGAUGACAUUAAAAAAAUGCAUUAAAUGGAUUCUAAUGCAAUUUAUGUUGAAUAAAUUCAAUGCACCGGAAAUGAUCAGAGGGUUAAAGAUUAAAUAAUAUUUGACUUUAUUGCUUUAUUCUAGAAUAUGCUAGAAUUCUAAAUUUCAAAAUGUUCGUAAAUAAUAUCUUUUUUUUUUUUUUAAUACAAUUACGAUAAAUAUAGGGAGAACUUUUAUCUACAAACAAGGAAAAUAAUUACUUAUAUGAUUAUGUAAAUUAAUAUGGUAACGCAAAAUAAUAUAAUAUGUUUUUAUAUUAUUCUUCAUAUAUUAAAGACAAAUUUUUGUAUUUUUAUAUAGUUUAAUCUAAAACGAAUGUGAAGACAAUAAAGAUAUCUCUUAAUUACAGUAUAUUUUGCGAUUUAUGUCACUAUCUGUGUCUGAAUAAGUUAGUUGCACGUUAUAUUAACGCUUAGAAACCUUUUCUUAAUUUUCUUUUUUGUAAUUUUUUUAUUUGAAAAUUAUAACAAUUAUUGAAAAUAAAUAUUACAAAGUUAUUUAAAUAUUGUAAAAACAAAUCGUAAACAACUUAUAACUUACAUGAUAUUGCGAUAUACUCGUAUACGACGUACUUCAAUAUAAUAGAGGAUGUUAAUUAGAAGGCAAAUAUUAUGUAUUCUGAUGCGAUAUCCGGCCACCCUUGACUUCUGUGUCGUACGAUGUAGAAUAUUCAUUACACGAACGACAGGAAAAGAACAUUAUAAAUGAAUUUUUGUUCACAAUUUAUUACAACAGAAUUUAAUGUCAAACGGUACAUUUUGUUCAGUAAAAAAAAAAUAUAUGUAAAAGCGACACGUUAUAUAUGAAAAAUGUAAAAAAAUUAUAGAAUAUACAUAUAGACGCAAAACACAUUUGUGAAACUUAAUUUAAUAUUUUUAUUAUAAAUAUACGCAUAAGAUUGAGAAUUAUCGAUAUAAAUAAAGCAAUAAAUAUUAAUAUG
Messenger RNA from Monomorium pharaonis (pharaoh ant), 7335 nucleotides. RefSeq names its product citron Rho-interacting kinase. Gene Ontology annotation, cellular component: cytoskeleton; cytoplasm. Gene Ontology annotation, molecular function: protein serine/threonine kinase activity. NCBI's taxonomy places the organism in Eukaryota, Metazoa, Arthropoda, Insecta, Hymenoptera, Formicidae. Bases 1041 to 5930 code for a protein of 1629 amino acids. The record is from RefSeq and is a predicted model, not a curated record. The transcript is spliced from 13 exons. Gene Ontology annotation, biological process: actomyosin structure organization; peptidyl-threonine phosphorylation.